GUCAUCGCUAAGUUUAUUUGAAGAAAGCUCAUGCAUUAUGGCUAAAGCAAGAAGCCCAGUUACUAGGAACUCCUGUACUGUUUUCUUCUUAAUAAUAGCCAUCUGGAAUAAUACUCAGCCAUCAGAGGAAACUGGAUCGUCUGCCAUCCUUUCGAACCAUUUUCUUAAUAAAGUUCCUAAGAACCUUCCAGCAGAGACAACAGUGCUGGAUUUAUCACAGAAUAAUAUCUCUGAACUGCAGAUUUCAGAUUUCAGUUCUAUUUUGAGACUGCAGGUCUUAAACUUGUCUCGUAAUGUCAUCCGUGAGCUUGACUUCAGUGUCUUCCAAUACAAUGGAAACUUGGAACACCUGGAUUUAUCACACAACAGGUUACAGACCCUUUCCUGUCAUGCUAUGCUAAGUCUCCUGCGUCUGGAUCUCACUUACAAUAGUUAUACAGACAUGCCCAUAUGCUCCAAGACUGACAUGCCAAAACUACAGUAUCUUGGUCUCAGUGCUAAAAGGCUGCAGGGAUCAGAUCUCAGUGCACUUGGUCAUUUACAACUGGAUACUCUCUUCCUGAGUCUAGAAGACCUCUCCGAAUACAAAGCUGCAAGUAUUACAGUGUUCAACAUAAAGACCAUCCAAAUUGUAUUCCACCCCCGUAGAGAUUUCCAUAUUCUCACAGAUCUAGAACUCAGCGGUACAGAAAGUUUAGAACUGUUCAACAUCCAUGAUGAGCAAGUCAGCGAGUUAAGAAUGUUCCUGCUGAAACUCAGUAGAAGUGGAAGAUUACUAAACCUGACACUGAACAAAAUGCAGAGUUCCUGGGAGGAUUUCAUCGACGUUCUGCAGGCCGCAUGGGGAACAACUGUUGAACAUUUAGUUAUCUCUAAUGCUGCUUGGAUGGAUGCCACUAAUAAAAACAAUUUUAAUCAUACCAAAACAUCUCUUAAAUCAUUAGAAAUUAAAGACACUGUAAUUGUUACCAUUAAAGCUGAUCCCCAGUACAUGUAUAGGAUAUUUUCAGAGAUGAACAUCACAGCCUUGACCAUUUCUGGUGCAAAGCUGAUACACAUGCUUUGCCCUUCCAAACCGAGUCAUUUCACUUACCUGUGUUUUUCUUAUAAUACUUUAACAGAUACAGUUUUCGAAAACUGCAAUAAUUUGACACUCCUUGAAACACUUAUUCUGUCAGGAAAUCAGCUUACACGUCUAAUGAAAAUGAGUUUAAUGGCUCGUCACAUGAAGUCUCUGAAACAUUUGGACCUGAGCCACAAUUUAUUGCAACAUGAAGUCCAUGAGAAAAGGUGCCAAUGGGGUGAAAAUCUGGUUGAACUGAAUUUGUCAUCCAACGUGUUGUCCGAUUCGGUCUUCCACUGUUUGCCAGUCAACAUCCAAAAGCUUGAUCUACAGAACAAUCAAAUUUCAAGUAUCCCUAACAUGGCUGUUGAACUCAGAGCUCUGCAAGAGCUGAAUUUGGCUUCCAAUAGGUUAACUGAUCUGCCUGGAUGUGGUCAGUUUAGGAGUCUGAGAUUACUGAAUACAGAAACGAAUUCAAUAUUCACACCUACUUCCCAGUUCUACCAGACCUGUCAGAGCAUUAGAGAAGUAAAAGCAGAGCACAAUCCCUUCAUGUGUUCCUGUGAAAUAAGAGAAUUCAUUGAUAUUAGAAAACAAGGAUUGGUGGUAUUGGUUGGCUGGCCAGAGUCUUAUCUAUGUGAAUACCCAGAAGACAUACGAGGACUCCAGUUACAGGAUUUUCAUGUUUCUGAACUAGUCUGCAAUACAACACUUUUGGUUGCCGUAGUUCUAGUUAUUACAGUGGUCCUGGCAGCUAUCAUUUCCUUCUUAUGCAUCUAUCUGGACAUCCCUUGGUAUUUGAAGAUGAUGUGGCAGUGGACUCAAGUGAAACACAGGAUUUGGAAAAAUAAUCCUGAAGAAGUUUUUGAUAAUAUGGAAUUCCAUGCCUUUAUCUCAUACAGUAAGCAUGAUUCUGACUGGGUGAAGAACGUCUUGAUUCCAAACCUGGAGAAGGAGGAUGGCUCCAUCCGGAUCUGCCAACAUGAAAGGAACUUCAUUGCAGGCAAGAGCAUUGUGGAGAAUAUCAUCGACUGCAUUGAGAAAAGUUACAGGUCCAUCUUUGUGUUGUCUCCCAAUUUUGUGCAGAGCGAGUGGUGUCAUUAUGAGCUCUACUUUGCCCAUCACAAGCUAUUCCAAGAAAACAACAACAGUUUAAUCCUCCUCUUGCUGGAACCGAUCCCACCCUACAUCAUCCCUGCAAAGUAUUACAAACUGAAAGCUCUCAUGGCCAAGAGGACCUACUUGGAAUGGCCGACGGAGAAGAGCAAGCAGGGACUUUUCUGGGCAAAUCUUAGGGCAGCUAUUCAUAUUAGGCUUCCAGAAAAUGAAUAAGUCUUUUUUAUGAAAGUUCUUUUUCUAAUUUCUAUGAAAUGAAAUUCCGAUUAAAACAGGAAAAAGUCAUAUAUA
Messenger RNA from Heteronotia binoei (common prickly gecko), 2470 nucleotides. Its product is annotated as toll-like receptor 6. Gene Ontology annotation, biological process: immune response; toll-like receptor signaling pathway; cellular response to bacterial lipopeptide. The coding region runs from base 38 to 2395 and encodes 785 amino acids. Gene Ontology annotation, molecular function: Toll-like receptor 2 binding; transmembrane signaling receptor activity; lipopeptide binding. The record is from RefSeq and is a predicted model, not a curated record. Lineage: Eukaryota; Metazoa; Chordata; Lepidosauria; Squamata; Gekkonidae. Gene Ontology annotation, cellular component: membrane. The transcript has a single exon.